AUGGUCACGAUCACUGUUGGCCCUGAUGGCUCCGAGCAGACGUUUGUCGCCCACCAGUCAGCAAUCAGUUACCACUCGCCAUUCUUCGCUGCAGCAUUCAGGAGCAACUUUGUCGAAGGUGUUGUUAUGAAGACAACCCAUGUCGGCCUCCGUGACUUGAUUCUUCUCGCCUACAAGUCCAAGAUUCAGAGCCCUUUGAGGAAGCUCCUCGCCGAUGUUAUGGCGCCUAAUUCAGCUCAAUCCCUCAGAAAAUUUCUGGAAAAUUUUCUGGAGGGAAUUGAUACGCGAAUUGCUGUUGAUAUCGCCACGGAUAUUGCAGUACUUUUGAGAACUGAGGGUCAAAAGUUGAACCACCAACGCGGAGCAAUCCCCAUCCAGAGUUUAGUCCCCAUCCAGAAGCACUACGUGGAUAUUCCGGAGCGAAACGAAUCUUAAUCAGACAAUAUAAGGAGGCCAAAGUACAGGGCAAAAUUAAGUUGAGAGAGCAUUGGUCUUUGCAAGGAAUGGGUGCAGUGGAAGCAACUAUGAGACACAUGACGCGCGUCAUGAUAAAGAUUGCCGCCUUAUUGCUGCUACACCUUGGCUGUGGAAAGACUUGGACUUGGACAUGCUUUUUUCUCAGGAAAUAAAUGGCGAUGACAAUAAUCAAGAAGGAAUUGAAUGCAG
Molecule: messenger RNA, 666 nt
Organism: Hyaloscypha bicolor E
Lineage: Eukaryota; Fungi; Ascomycota; Leotiomycetes; Helotiales; Hyaloscyphaceae
Exons: 2
Coding region: 1-435 (144 amino acids)
Molecular function (GO): protein binding
Source: RefSeq, a predicted model, not a curated record